Messenger RNA from Mugil cephalus (flathead mullet), 4069 nucleotides. RefSeq names its product ectonucleotide pyrophosphatase/phosphodiesterase family member 7-like. The record is from RefSeq and is a predicted model, not a curated record. Gene Ontology annotation, molecular function: methyltransferase activity; 2-oxoglutarate-dependent dioxygenase activity. The transcript is spliced from 5 exons. The coding region runs from base 1 to 1536 and encodes 511 amino acids. NCBI's taxonomy places the organism in Eukaryota, Metazoa, Chordata, Actinopteri, Mugiliformes, Mugilidae.
AUGAUCAUUGACUUCCACAAGACCAGACAGCUCAGCCACUCACCACUCCUCAUCGUGACUGAGGAGGUGGAGACGGUCUUGUGUUUCAAGUUCCUGGGCGUGACCAUGACAGAGGACUUGUCAUGGGGGAAGAACAUCGCCUCUGCCAUAGCGAUGGCCCAGCAACGCCUCUUCUAUCUCCGGAAGCUUAAGCAGGUAAAUCGUCCCCAGAGACUGCUGACCAACUUUUACCACCGUGCAGUGGAGAGUGUGCUCACAUAUGGACUACUGGUUCAACAGCUGCACCAAGGUGGACAAGGAAAGCCUCCACAGGGUGGUCAAAGCUGCUAUGAGGAUCACUGGGAUCAGCCUCCCAGAGAUCAACAAAGUGACAGGUUUUCUGCAGGCAUGCACUGUAAGGACAGGCAAACCAUGGGCCCCUUCAAAAAAAUAAGUAGAAGAGGGAGAAGAAGAAGUCAAGAAGUCAAUGCUGGUGUCAAUUCUGUAAUUUUCCUGCUCUUCCUUCCCGUGCUCUGCCUCAUUGGCAACGCUCCCUCCACUGCUGCAGCACCAUGGGAUACUACAGGGCCUGGAUCCACCAGGAAUAAGCUGCUGCUCAUCUCCUUUGACGGAUUCCGCUGGGACUAUGACCAAGAUGUGGACACUCCUAACCUGGAUAAGAUGGCCCAGGAUGGCGUGAAGGCGAAAUAUGUCACACCACCUUUCCUCACCUUCACCAGCCCGACACACUUCACCGUGCUCACAGGACGCCGCAUUGAGAAUUACGGAGAAAUCCGUAAUAUUUUUUUUAAGACGAGCACUACGGAGAAGAAGCCAAACUACGUGACUCAGUUCGUGGAAACUUAUCCAGACAAUGGCAGCUUGCCCAUCUGGAUAACAGCACAACGACAGGGUCUCAAAGCAGGCUCUCUACAUUUCCCUGGCACAGCGGCCACCUACAACGGAGAAUUUGUCAAGGUGAGGCAAGUGGAGCUUCAUUUUUAUGAUUAUUCCAAUGAGACAGAUUGUAAGCUGAAUAUUGACAAGGUGAUGGGAGAGUGGUUUCACCAACAAAACCUGGACUUUGUCUCCCUAUACUUUGGAGAACCACAUGGCAUUGGCCACAAAUAUGGACCAGAUUCUUCAGAACGCCGGGCGAUGGUUCGACAAGUGGAUCGUACUGUUGGCUACAUCCGUGACAAGACCAAAGACCAUGGCCUCACUGACAGGCUCAACAUUAUUAUAACUGCUGACCAUGGGAUGACUAGAGUUCUGCGAGGUGGAGAAGUAAAUGAGAUCAUCCUUUCUAAGAUCUCUGGCUUCAGCUUCACGGAUAUCAAGUUGCACCUGGGGGAUUAUGGUCCUGCUAUGAUGCUACUUCCUAAAAAUGGGAUGCUGGAAAAGGUCUACCAGGCUCUGGAUGGAAGCCACCCUCACCUUCAUGUACUUAAAAAGGAAGAGAUGCCAACACGGCUUCAAUACAGUAAACAUCCUCGACUCCUUCCUAUUAUUCUUCUUGCUGAUCCUGGAUACGUAAUCAGUUGGAUGCAGAUGUGAAUAUCUGAAGCAAUCGUUGGAUUAUCAGCAGUGGCUGGCUUUCUGGUCCUGGUUUUAAUUGUCUCCAGUGCUGUUAAUUUGUAUAAAAGGAGCAGAGCCCCAAAAGGGUAAAAUGUUGUAAUUUAUAGAUCUUAUGCUUAAAACUGUAUAUUCUGUGUGCCAUUACACUGGUGCUAUUAAACUACAUGUAUUACACUGCCACUCUAGAGAAUCUCAUAUUGCUUUGUCAUCAAUCCAGGCUACAAUGCUAACAAUGUUGACCAGUUAUUCACCCAUUCUGUAAUCCCUCUUAUACUAUAUCUAUGAUUUCUCCUUCCUCGGUCACUAUAUGAACCAUGCUGACAAUCAGUGCGUUUACAUGCAUGUGAAAAAAAAAGAAUUAUUGCCUUAAUUGGACUAUAACAGGAGAACUUGGGUGCAUGUAAACACGUUACUCCGAUUUUUCUCAUUAGAGUUCUCAUUAUCCGAUUGAGACACCCAGAUAAUGCGAUUGGAAUUUGGUUGUCUCCGGCAUGUAUACAGUGAAUCGAAGUUUUCAAUCGGAUAAUGUGUGUGACCCCGGAACAAAAACAUCUAAGAAAGCCGGUUGCAGUACAAGAAGAGCCAUCUGAGGGAUAGCGCAUAUCUUACCUGCACCAGAAGUAACACACACAUUACGUACGGAUUAAAAAAUGUACUAUUGUCCAUCUGAUUGUUGUUUGAGAUGCCAGUCUGCCGCAUGAACGACUCUUGUUUAUUAUAUGACCUAAUAGGUCAACUGUAAAACGGGCCGUAUUAAUAUGGCAUUAUCCCACUGAAAAGACACGUAUCGCCACCUAGUGUGGAGGAGGAGAACAGUUAUUUGAUUUUCUUGUGCUGCAUGUAAACUGGGACAAGGACUGUAGUCAGAAAGUCGGAUUUCGAGCAUAGCUCAAUUAAGCUCUGAAUGUAAACGCACUGAUUGAAGACAAGAAGAAUAUUGAUGUCUGUGAACACUACCCAGUCUUCUAGUACAAGUCAUUCUGUUCUGUUUACAUAUGGACUACUACACACUCAGCCACGCCUAUCCGAUCCAUCCACUCCUUGCCUCAGUGUUUCAUCUCCCUGAGCGUUUCAGGAUCGAUUUUAAGAUUCUUUUAGCAGUUUUUAUUUCCUACACAUAACAGCCAGUGUCAUACUGUGUGUAUGUUAAGUAUGCCUUCUGGGGAAGCCUUAGUUAAGAAAAUGAAACUGUUCAGUAUCAGAUAUGAAAAUUACAUGUGAAACAUGUGUUUGCUUGUCGCUGUAUAUAUUUGAUGGUGGUCAAGGUAAAAUUGAUGUUCACUAGCAUGACUUUUUGUUUUGGUGGAUGGACUUAUUGAUUAUGUAAUGAUCAAAUAUGUUAAUGUUGUGAUAUUUCUUUCUCUUAUCUAUUAGUAAUUAGUGCUUUUGACGCACAUACUGUGUAUGUGGCAGUGGCCCUGUGGUUAGCACUGAUGCUUCCCAGCAAGAAAGCCCGGGUCCUUUCUGGGCGGAUGUCUGCGUGGGUUUUCUCCGGGUACUCCGGUUUCCUCCCAUCUCCAAAGACUAGGUUAAUUAGUGACUCUAAAUUGACCCUACCUGUUGGUGUGAGUACGAAUGGUUGUUUGUCUCUGUGUUACAUUAGAUUAGAUUAGAUUAGAUUAGAGUAUUUAUUCUCAUUGCACGGUAGCAUAUAACAAUAUACAUUGCACAACAAAAUUUAGGUACAGCUCUCCCGUCAGUGCAAAAGAUAUAUUCAAUAAAUAAGUAAACCAGACAAGGCAUGUACAACAAACUAACUAAAAGGACACUAUAUACAAAUUAGAAUGUAGCCCUGCGAUAUACUGGAGACGUGUCCAGGGUGUGCCCUGCCUCUCGCCUGAUGACCGCUGAGAUAGACUCCAGGAACCCCUGCAAACCUAGUGAGGAUAAGUGGUAGUAGAUAUUGAGACACACGUACUGGCCUGUUUAAGCCUCCUCUAUCGAUAUUGUGGCUCUACUCCCUCUACUUGUACAGUGGUAUGGUUUGAAAAUAUCGAAAAUAUAGGCUGUGCCCUCUCAUCAACAAUAUGUAUAAAAAUCUAUCUCAGCAGAUCAUUGUUUAGACAUAAAUUGAUGCAUACACUUACUCAAUGCUACUCUGCGUACAUACAUAAAUGCCACAUUUAAAUCACACAUUGAAUGAUUUACAGAGGUACACUUCAACGAAAUCACUUUAAUCACUCUGGGUAUUGGGAAGGUCAUAACAAGCAAGAUUAUUUACAUUAGUGCAUGAUGCUAUUUUAACAUAUACAUACACACAACUGUAUGUUCCAGAACUUUACAGAACAAAGCAACACAAUGUUAGCAAAUGAAAGUUACCAAAUGAAAGUUGAGAGUUGAGAGAUUUGAAAUAGCAGUUUAAACAGUUUGUAAUGUCUGCAAUUACAAAUAAAGUAUACUUAUAUACGCAAAUCACACACUGUAUAUGUUGAAACAACACAAAAAUGUUUUGUACUUUGAAUAUGAUCUUGAUUUGAAAUACGCAAGACAACAAUAAAUAGUCUCCAGCUGC